Aspergillus sclerotioniger CBS 115572 is the source of this 1007-nucleotide messenger RNA. Its product is annotated as DUF504 domain-containing protein. The transcript has 2 exons. The coding region runs from base 471 to 929 and encodes 152 amino acids. The record is from RefSeq and is a predicted model, not a curated record. NCBI's taxonomy places the organism in Eukaryota, Fungi, Ascomycota, Eurotiomycetes, Eurotiales, Aspergillaceae.
CUUGCUGAUGAUCUCUUUUUGGCAUGCCUUGUCGCAGUCUUACUUUUCUAUUUCGGUAUCACCGUCGUCUUGUCGUCAUUCACACUCUCCCUCUGACUCAUCGUCACUUUAGCUUUGUGUUUACUCCAAUAUGAGUCAUCUUACCGUCGCAGGAGUGGGCUCAGCCUUGGCCAUUUGACUCACUGUCCAGUCUCUGCGACAACAAGACAUCGUCAGUUGGAUAUGGCGGUGCAGUGGAUCUGUCAGACAUCCUGCAAUGCGCUUUUCUUGUAGUCAUCACAGGGGAAUACCACCUAAGUUGUAUCCAAAAUGGUUACAAGUGAAUGAUCAGUAGUAGGCAAUGCAGUGGUCCAGAGUGUCUCUUGAGAGUAAUAUAUAACCUCCUGGAAAGAUGCUCUGGAGCAUCUGUUGCAGACAUCUCAAUAUCCUCUCCAGACUGAGUACAUAAAAAAGCGACUUUCCUCGACAUUAUGGCUUCAGACCUACCAGAGACACAGCAGGGACAACACGAUGUCCCGGAGCAAGGCAAGGAGCGUACCCCGACUCCUCAGCCAGAAGCUCGAACAAGAUCCCCUACGCUCACCCCAGAAACGGAUUAUACUCCCUUCAGAUCGACCAGAUCAAAGCCGGAGCCUGUGGAAAAUAGACUCCGUCCUGCAGCAGACAUCAUCAAUCGAAUCAUCUGGGACGAUGCAUUUGAUCCUGCCAAUUAUAUUAUUGGCUAUGAAGAUCGAUUCGAAGGACGACUGGAGGCUGGCUUCAACUCAUGGAAGAAAGAGACAACCGACGAGGAGUUCAUUCCUCAGCAUCGCAUUCUCUACAUCAAACGCAGUUCGGAUGGAGAGAUUGUAUGGGAUCGGAGACGGAGAAUCGACAAGAUAUUCCUCAGUGGAAACUCUGCGUUCGACUAUCUUGCUUUUCUUAGUUGAAUACGACAUUCAAUAUCUGGCUCUGUUAUGGUGCACUGUCAAGAUCAUUCCAUGUUUGAGUCCCGGCUGAUUUGCGAC